Trypanosoma grayi is the source of this 708-nucleotide messenger RNA. RefSeq lists its product as hypothetical. The transcript has a single exon. NCBI's taxonomy places the organism in Eukaryota, Euglenozoa, Kinetoplastea, Trypanosomatida, Trypanosomatidae. Bases 1 to 708 code for a protein of 235 amino acids. Gene Ontology annotation, cellular component: cytoplasm. The record is from RefSeq and is a predicted model, not a curated record.
AUGUUUACAUCUCUUGCAGAUAUCACCAAUGUUCAAAUUCCCCUUAAUGGGAAGAUGGUCAAGGCCGCUUCACUCGCUCGACCCGGAGAACUUGCGGUUAAGCGGCAUAAUCCCUAUGGAUGGAAGUGUCUUGGAGAACCUUCGAUAACCUCGAGCACCGCACCAUUUCCCGAAACAACGAGCUCGAUAAGAAUCCCAACUACACAGGAUCUUUUCGUGGAUAAAGAAGAUGCUCCGCCGACUCCGACCAUGCCUCCUGUUUGUAAUGCACUUGUGCAGUUUAAGUGUCACCAAAAGGAGUUCUCCUCCCCUAUUGUCGUCGCCAAAGGUCAGUACGUCGUUGUUCAGGGUGACAGAGGAAUCGACAUUGGGGUUGUUAUUCGGGUGAACACGGAGACUUGUAAAGCGUAUGUGGAGCGCUCUGGACCAACUGGCAGCAUUCUGCGACAUGCAACACAGCGUGAAGUAGAUUACUGGGCCACGGAUCUCAAAGAGGACGAGGCUGUCGCAGUUUCCUUCUGCCAGCAGCGUGUGUAUCGUCAUGGAUUUGAUAUGGAGAUACGUCAUGCCGAGUACCAGUUUGACAAGAAGAAGCUCACGUUCUAUUACAGCGCAAAGUCAAGGAUUGACUUUGUGCAGCUCCUUAAAGAGCUUUACAGGGAGUUUGGUUGCCGUAUCUGGAUGGAGAAGGUGCGGUUGCAGGAUUAG